Molecule: messenger RNA, 909 nt
Organism: Morus notabilis
Lineage: Eukaryota; Viridiplantae; Streptophyta; Magnoliopsida; Rosales; Moraceae
Product: elongator complex protein 5
Exons: 8
Coding region: 1-888 (295 amino acids)
Biological process (GO): tRNA wobble uridine modification
Cellular component (GO): cytosol; elongator holoenzyme complex; nucleus
Molecular function (GO): tRNA binding
Source: RefSeq, a predicted model, not a curated record
AUGCCGGAUAUCAAGUUCCACUCCUUUCUUUCUACAUUUUUUCUCGGAUCCUCUCGGUUGGAUUGUUACUCAGAUCCUCUCGGUUGGAAAGAUGGUUUUUCUCUUGAAACUUCCAAUGUAGCUAGUUCUUGUAAGAAUGUGAAGGACGUGCAUAAGUUGUUAUCGACGAUAAUCGAGCUUGGUCAAGGAUUGGUUGGGCAAGGAAAAGUUCGUUUUUCUGCCGCAAUAGACUCGGUAAGUGAAAUGGUAAGACAUGCAUCGGUGUCAUCAGUUUCAGGCCUAUUGAGCAACCUUCGUAGCCAUGAUCAGGUUUCAAGUAUCUUUUGGCUGUUACAUUCAGAUCUUCAUGAAGACAGGGUCACUGCUGCUUUCGAGUACCUCUCCACCAUGGUGGCCAGUGUAGAACCGUUAAAUCAGUUUGGAAAUGGACAGAGGAGUAAUAUGAAUACCUUUCCUUUGCUUGAACAAAGUUUUGCUAAAGGGAAGUUUCAUGUCCGAUUCAAGCGUAGAAAUGGACGAGUUCGAGUGGCGUGUGAAGAGGUUCGUGUAGAGCAGUCAGAUGUUAACUUUACAUCCGUUUCAUCUGACAAUGGAAUGAUAAAUGAAGGCCUUAUUCCGAAGGUCCAGUUUAAUCUUCAGCUCUCAGAGAAGGAGCGACUUGACAGGGCUAGUGUUGUCCUUCCAUUCGAACAUCAAGGAAAUGGUAAACCUAUACAAAUCUAUGAUGGUCGAAGAUCUCUUACGAAUACAAAAGAUGAGAUGACAUCUGUUUCAACCGGGAAAUCAGAAACGAAUGAUUCUAGCAAAGGCGAGAUAAUAUAUUUCCGUGAUUCAGAAGAUGAGAUGCCUGAUUCUGAUGAGGACCCAGAUUAUGAUUUGGAUAUAUAAUUUUGUUUGCAUUCUCACUAG